This is a messenger RNA of Aureobasidium melanogenum CBS 110374, 639 nucleotides long. RefSeq lists its product as uncharacterized. The transcript has a single exon. The annotation marks the transcript as partial. NCBI's taxonomy places the organism in Eukaryota, Fungi, Ascomycota, Dothideomycetes, Dothideales, Saccotheciaceae. The record is from RefSeq and is a predicted model, not a curated record.
GAAGACAUCGAGUGGCCAAUGGCACUGUCCGUACAGACAAACGAUCCUGCAUUGUUCUUUGCUGCUCUUGCCAUGUCGUGUGUGCAUCUUCCGGAAUCGCAUGAAUUCAGUCCUCAGAGCAAUCCUUUCUUCUUCCGCUGGCUCUCAUCUAAAUGCGUCGAGUUCCUGAACAAAUCGCUGUCGAACCCUUCACGCGCAUACAGUGAUGGAACUCUGGUUGCGGUGACCUUCAUCUCUUUCUGUGAGAGUAUGGCUGGAAGUCAUCGCAUCGCCGCUACAGUUCAUCAACCAGGCUUGCGAGAAAUGGUCAACGCACGCGGCGGCCUCGAUUCAAUUGCCAAAGCAUCUGCUGUCGGCGAGAGAGUCACCAAAGCGAUAUCUGCGUUGGAUAUAGUCGUGGCUACCAAAUUUGGAUGUACUCCAAUCUUCGACGACUCAUAUCUCCUCACUCUUCAGGACGUAGAGGUGACAGAUAUUCUGUCAAGGAUCAAGAAGACUGCAGAAGGCCAUCUUGACCCUGCUUCUCCAAUGCCACGUACGGUCAUUUUGACACAAAGGCUCAAAGACCAUGAUAUUUUCAAGUCGCCUAGCCCGAGCAGUCCUCCUGCCCCUGCAAGAAUUGAGCAUCCAGUCUCAUGA